Molecule: messenger RNA, 555 nt
Organism: Salvia splendens (bonfire salvia)
Lineage: Eukaryota; Viridiplantae; Streptophyta; Magnoliopsida; Lamiales; Lamiaceae
Exons: 1
Coding region: 1-555 (184 amino acids)
Source: RefSeq, a predicted model, not a curated record
AUGGUUGACUUCGUUGAGACAAUCGAGGAUUGCAGAUUACUUGACCCGGGGUUCGACGGAUCGCCCUACACGUGGGCAAAGAAUGGUCUCUUGGAGAGGCUUGAUAGGAUUUUGGUGAGCGACGCUUGGCCACUGGUUUUUGAGGCGACAAGAGUUACUAACCUUCCACGUGUCUCAUCGGACCAUGGCCCGGUGUUGGCUAGAUGCAGAGGCCCUAACAGGCACUCCGGAGGAAAGGUUCUCAGAUUCCAACACAUGUGGAUCCGUCAUGAAAGUUUCUUGGACCUUGUGCACGAUACCUGGACCCAACCCACCGAUGCCGUGGGAUUGCUCAAUCUCCAAAUUAAGCUUGCGCGAACCAAGAAGACUCUCAAUCAAUGGAAUCUAGAAGUCUUUGGGAAUAUACACGCCAAUCUAAAGGAAAUGGAGGACAAGGUGGCCAUGGCCCAGUGCGAGUUAGUAUCAAACCCUUCGGUCGAAAAUAGAGCUUUGGUGAACAAGCUCAUCGCUAACUACAUCCUUCUCCUCAAAAUGGAGGAAGACUACUGGCAUUAG